Colletotrichum destructivum is the source of this 578-nucleotide messenger RNA. Its product is annotated as Putative beta-lactamase/transpeptidase. Lineage: Eukaryota; Fungi; Ascomycota; Sordariomycetes; Glomerellales; Glomerellaceae. The record is from RefSeq and is a predicted model, not a curated record. The transcript has a single exon. Bases 24 to 383 code for a protein of 119 amino acids.
UAAAGAAAGAAACGGUUGACGAGAUGUUCACGGACCAGAUUCCGGAUGUUCCUGGCUCUGCCGAGAGCGGUGUUCAAGGCGCCAAAACCAAGUUGGGCAACAUGCUUCCUGAGCUCUCUGGAGUUCUCGGUGGCUCGCCCCGAGGAUGGGGCUUGACGUUCAUGAUCUCAGGCGGCAAGACUGGGCGAUCGAAUGGAACCGCCUGGUGGGUGGGGCUGCCGAAUUUAUUCUGGUGGUGUGACAGAGAGAACGGUGUUGCUGGAAUGAUCUGUUCUCAGAUUUUGCCGUUUGGCGAUCGAGCAGUUGUCGAACUUUGGUCUAAAGUAGAAACCACGGUCUAUGGGGGACUUCGUGCUACGACCAAGGAUGGACUUCCGUUGUGAGUCUGGAUCUUGUGUCGGGGUGGUAUCGAAAUGUUUGUUGUCUUCAACUGAGCACACUUGUAGUUAAAUUGCGGAUGAUCGAUGCUGAUGCUGAAACGUGCUCGAGUAUGCCCCAUGUACUACGUAAAGCACUGUGGAAACUAUUGUGUAUCAGGCUUUCGGUUUGUUUAAGCUGUAGAUGAUGCGCCGCAAAGC